AUGUCAGUUUGCCAUCUCCUGAAGCUGAUCUCUCCGCCCGAGCGCAGCGGCCAGGGAAGCCCGGGGAGCCCCGGCAGCGCCGUGCAGCACAAAGGGCCCUACCUGAGCUUCUGCGACAGCGGGAAGCGCGGGCGGGCUCUGGAGCUGGAAGCAGAGCGGCCCGUCUCCUACGUGUCAAGCUAUGCGCCGGCUGACUCUCCCAGCGAGCAGGUUCCAAAACCUGGCCCCCCGGCCGCUGACUCCAAAGCCUCCUUCGAGGCACACGUCAGAGAAAAGUUUAACAGGAUGGUAGAGGCCGUGGACAAAACGAUCGAGAAACGAAUCGACAAGCUUACCAAAGAGCUGGCCCAGAAGACAGCGGAGCUACUGGAGGUGCGAGCAGCUUUUGUGCAGCUGUCCCAGAAGAAGCAGGAGGUGCAGCGACGGGAGCGGGCCCUGAGCAGGCAGGUGGACGUGGCAGUGGAGAUGAUCGCAGCCUUGAAGCAGCGCCUCACCGAGUCCGAGGAGGAGCUCCACCGCAAAGAGGAAGAGGUUGUUACUUUCAACCACUUCUUGGAAGAAGCAGCAGAAAAAGAAGUGCGAGGAAAAGCCAGGCUCCAGCACUUCAUUGAGAACCUGUUGCAGCGGGUGGAACUGGCAGAAAGGCAGCUAGAGUAUUACCAAAAUCAGCAGAUGGUGUGCAACCACACAAACAUCAGUGAGCAUGUGUUUACAGACAUUUCAUUAAAUAAGAAGCCCAGAUGCCUAAGCAGAGGAAGUCAACAAGCUUUGUAUAACAUCUCUGAUUCAAAGCCUCAUUCCUUUCAAAAAGGAAGAAUCUUGUUGAAAAAAGCAAAGGAUGAAAAAACCAGCUUGCAGCCAGUGAAAUGCUUCUAUGAACCUGUUGAUUGCCCAAGAGAAAUAUGGAGAGCACAAAAGAAGGGUGAAUCAGUUUGCUCUGCCAGGAAAGUGAGUUCAAAAUCCAAGACGGGGAAGAAGGCCAAACCACUGUAG
Molecule: messenger RNA, 993 nt
Organism: Chaetura pelagica (chimney swift)
Lineage: Eukaryota; Metazoa; Chordata; Aves; Apodiformes; Apodidae
Gene: ZNF365
Product: zinc finger protein 365
Exons: 5
Coding region: 1-993 (330 amino acids)
Biological process (GO): regulation of DNA strand resection involved in replication fork processing; regulation of neuron projection development; telomere maintenance
Cellular component (GO): centriolar satellite
Source: RefSeq, a predicted model, not a curated record